UUUCCUCAUAUUAACCAUGGUUUCUGAGAGAAAUUUGUCCAAGAAUGUGUGCAUAAUUGGUGCCGGACCAUCGGGGUUGGUGGCAGCUAGGGAGCUGAGGAAGGAAGGGCACAAUGUGGUGGUUUUUGAACAAAACCAUGAGGUGGGAGGGCAAUGGCUAUAUCAACCUAAAGUUGAACAUGAAGAUCCUUUAGGAAGUAGUAAUGUCCUAAAGGUACAUAGCAGUAUUUAUGCAUCAUUAAGGCUCACUUCACCAAGAGAGAUCAUGGGGUUUACUGAUUUUCCUUUUGUGGUGAAGAAAGGGAGGGAUCCAAGGAGAUUUCCUGGCCAUAAGGAGCUUCUCUUGUAUUUACAAGAUUUUUGUGAAUAUUUUGGGCUAAGGGAGAUGAUAAGAUUCAAUACUACGGUUGAGUAUGUAGGGAUGCUGGAUUAUCCUGAAUUUGGUAAGGACUUGAGAUGGAUUGUGAAGAGCAAAGAGAAGGAAGCGGAGGAACGGGUGGAGGAAGUCUUUGAUGCUGUGGUUGUUGCAACUGGUCAUUACUCUCAACCAAGGUUGCCCAACAUUAAAGGAAUGGAUGCAUGGAGAAGAAAGCAGAUCCAUAGCCACAUUUACAGGGUUCCAGAACCCUUUCGGAAUGAGGUAGUUGUGGUGGUUGGAAACUCACUAAGUGGUCAAGAUAUAGGAAUGGAGCUUGUAGAUGUGGCAAAGGAGAUCCAUCUCAGUGCCAAAUCUCUUGAUGUUUCUGAAGGAUUGUCAAAAGUUAUAUCCAAGCACCAAAAUUUACAUCUUCAUCCUCAGAUAGAUUCAUUACAUGAAGAUGGGAGGGUAUUGUUCGUAGAUGGUACUUCAAUCGUUGCAGACACUGUCAUAUACUGUACAGGGUACUCCUACUCCUUUCCAUUUCUUGACACCAAAGGAAUGGUAAUAGUUGAUGAUGAUAGAGUGGGCCCACUUUAUGAGCACACCUUCCCUCCUUCUCUUGCUCCCUCUCUCUCCUUCGUUGGCAUACCCAGAAAGCUCAUAGGGUUUCCUUUCUUCGAGUCACAAGCAAAAUGGAUUGCCCAGCUGCUCUCUGGGAAAAGAACACUCCCCUCAUGGGAUGAGAUGAUGCAAUCCAUCAAGGAAUUUUAUCGUUCAAGAGAAGUUGAUGGCAUUCCAAAGCAUAAUACCCAUGAUCUAGCUAAUUUUGAGUACUGUGACAAGUAUGCAGACUACAUAGGAUUCCCACAUUUAGAAGAAUGGAGGAAAGAACUCUGUCUUUCAGUACUAAGAAAUGCAGAUAUAAACUUGGAUACAUAUCGAGAUUCAUAUGAUGACAGUGAGAUGCUACAAGAAGCUUAUCAAAGUCCACACUUCGCUCACCUUGGUCCCGAGACUUUUUGAAUCUGAAAGCAUAAACACAGAUAGAGUGCAACCAAUUUUAAUUCAUUUAUUUCUGAAGUAGAUUUGUCCAGCUAUUUAGUAUUUACUAGCUUCUAUCAGAGUGGAUUUUUUUUU
Molecule: messenger RNA, 1498 nt
Organism: Solanum verrucosum
Lineage: Eukaryota; Viridiplantae; Streptophyta; Magnoliopsida; Solanales; Solanaceae
Product: flavin-containing monooxygenase FMO GS-OX-like 9
Exons: 7
Coding region: 17-1384 (455 amino acids)
Molecular function (GO): flavin adenine dinucleotide binding; N,N-dimethylaniline monooxygenase activity; NADP binding
Source: RefSeq, a predicted model, not a curated record